AUGUCUGUUAGAACAUCUCAAAGUAGCUAUCAUAGCGGGUUUUCAACCCCACACAAAGAAGUGAACUCAAGCACCAAGGCAAAUAAUGAAGUUCUUAUUUUAACAAUAAAUCUUGGAAAUUCCAAAGAUGACAUAGUCAUCCACGAGUUUGAUGACCCCAACAUCCUUGCUAAAAGGUUCUGUGAAAAACAUAAUUUAGGGCUGGAAGUCGAGUCUACACUAGCAGAACACAUAAUUUUCAACCUUGAAAAAGUCCUUCAAGAUUUAUCUAACAUUAAUCAAAGAUUGCAACAGAAAAACAGCGAGGAGAAUUUUAUUUCCAAUGAAAAUGUAAAAAAAGCUGUAACCCCAAAACCUCGGGUGGCAGCCCAGGAGAGAGUAAACGAAAGCAGGCUCUCAAAGCAAAGCUCAGCUGCCACCAUGGUCAGCUAUGAAGACAAAUCCCCAAGUCGGUCCUUUUAUAAGAAUCCUGGAAACCGGCUCUAUCAGCUUGGAAUGAUUCAACAAAAAGAUAGGGAAAAUAAGUCAAAGCUCUACCAGCAGCAAAAAAUGCAAAAAGAGUUAGAAGAGGUCACGUUUACCCCAAGAAUUAAUACAAAAAGAAUAAAAAAAGUUAAAAACACUGAAAAUUUGCUGAUUGAAAAAGGCAAAAAAGUUAAAGAAGUGCUAAAACUGAAAAUUAAAGACCAAUUGGAGACAGACAGAAGGAAAUGCACAUUUACCCCUGAGCUGAAUCCAGUCAGCUCUAGACUGGCAGCUAGGGAUAGAAGCGCUGAUAGAAUUAAUUAUCUUUGUAAAGAAAAAGAAGAAAGCAAAAAGAAAAUCCAAGGAAAAGCGGACGAAUAGUAUUUUUUAUAUAGUUUCAAAGAGCUUUGUCCAUUUACGCCGAAUAAAAUUUAUAAAUCUUAUACGAAAUCGGAACUAAAUGACAGCAUAGAUAGAUUGACGAAGUCGAAAAUUCAGUCUGAAGAUGAGCUGGAAAAGUAAGGAAUAGGCAGGUUAAGAGAAAAACAUCUGCAAGACCUGAAAAAGGAUCCAGUGACUGGGCAGGAGUUUUUUACUCCUCAGAUUAAUAAAGGUCCGAGGACUGAAAGGCAAUAUUCGAAUGUAUGAGAAGAUUUGUACUAUAAAAGGUCAAAUAGUCAAAGCAGGCUUUCAAUAUCGCCACAGAAAACAUAUAGUGAACUACACUGACUGGCACGGGGUGCUUUUGGCUCAGUUUCGAGCCAAAAGCACCCCGUGCCAGUCAGUGUAGUUAACUAUAUAAAAACGCAAGAUCAGAAAAAAUUAUGAAAAAAUUAACGGGAGAAAAAUAUUAUGAAAUUUUUCAAAAAUUAAAACCUCAAAAAGGCAAGAUUUUGCAUAAUGAAAUUGAUGCAUCGUUGCUAGAACGCGAGCUUUUGCUAAUUAUUCAGCCUUUAAUUGAUGAAAUGAAAUCAGCUAGAGAAAGCUUGUCUUUUGAAGAGUUCUGUGGAGCCAUGGAUGCUCUUAUGAAAGUUCUCACUCCUCAAGAGAAAAAUUAUUUAAUUUUCAAUAGAAAAAAGCCUGAAAAUGAUAAUCCAUUAACAAGCAGGUCCCAAUCUCCAUCCUCAAGAGCAAUUUUUCAAACAUAUGAUAGGCUGAUGAAACAUAAGAGAAAUUUAGAAGAAAAAUUAGAAGAGCAGAGAAGGUCGAAUGAAGAAAAAUUGCUGAGUGAGUGUACGUUUAUGCCAAAUACAAGACAAAAAUUAGAAGAUUCUUUUACUCUAUCACAUGAUUUAAUUUUUUAUAUAUAUUAUAGUAUAUAUAUUUUAAUUUUUUUCAGAAAAAUUCUGGGAAAGUCAGGAAUCUCAGCUUUGAAAAUUAA
Blepharisma stoltei is the source of this 1846-nucleotide messenger RNA. The record is from the annotation of a GenBank genome assembly. Lineage: Eukaryota; Ciliophora; Heterotrichea; Heterotrichida; Blepharismidae.